Messenger RNA from Abrus precatorius (Indian licorice), 811 nucleotides. Its product is annotated as bet1-like SNARE 1-1. The record is from RefSeq and is a predicted model, not a curated record. Lineage: Eukaryota; Viridiplantae; Streptophyta; Magnoliopsida; Fabales; Fabaceae. The transcript is spliced from 6 exons. Bases 258 to 638 code for a protein of 126 amino acids.
GGGAUUGAAAAAAGUGAUAGAACGUUACGAUGGUGUAUAGAGCUUGAAGAGUGGGCCCAGUGAUAGCUUUAUCCAUCUUUUACAUUCUUAAUUAAUAACCGUAUGAGAGUAUGAGUAAUUUGUAGUGUUACACUCGCACCAUAUAUAAACCUCUGAUCACUCUUCUCUCUUUCUCUGCUUCACGUCAAGUUUUAAACACAAAGCAAACGCGAUCGAGAACUCGCGAAACGGGUGUAGAAUCUGUGAUCUGGUGAGCCAUGAAUGCCAGAAGAGACAACCGCAACAACCGAGUUGCUCUUUUUGAUGGUAUUGAGGAGGGUGGCAUCAGAGCAUCAUCUCUUUACUCCUCAACUUCUUCCCAUGAAAUUGAUGAACAUGACAAUGAACAAGCAUUGGAUGGAUUGCAAGAUAGAGUCAAUCUGCUGAAAAGAUUGUCAGGUGAUAUAAAUGAGGAAGUGGAUAGUCAUAACCGCAUGCUGGAUCGAAUGGGAAAUGAUAUGGAUUCUUCAAGAGGAGUCCUCUCAGGCACCAUGGAUAAAUUCAAAAUGGUCUUUGAGACAAAAUCCAGCCGAAGAAUGUUUUCACUUGUAGCAUCCUUUGUUGUGAUUUUUCUUAUAAUAUACUAUCUGACUAGGUAAUUGGUCUUCUACGCAACUGUCAGCUUUAUUUUAGAUUUGGAAGGAGGCUACUUGCUCUAUUCCUGUAAUUAGUGUUAUUACUUAUAAGAUGUUCCUCUAUGUUUGUAUAAAGAUUUUGACAUUUCAUUUAAUCCAACGAGUAAUGUCCAUAAUCCAGUUUGUGUACAUUUUCU